Messenger RNA from Chrysochloris asiatica (Cape golden mole), 1065 nucleotides. RefSeq names its product taste receptor type 2 member 39-like (gene TAS2R39). The record is from RefSeq and is a predicted model, not a curated record. The transcript has 2 exons. The coding region runs from base 1 to 1065 and encodes 354 amino acids. Gene Ontology annotation, molecular function: bitter taste receptor activity; G protein-coupled receptor activity. Lineage: Eukaryota; Metazoa; Chordata; Mammalia; Afrosoricida; Chrysochloridae. Gene Ontology annotation, cellular component: membrane. Gene Ontology annotation, biological process: sensory perception of taste; detection of chemical stimulus involved in sensory perception of bitter taste; G protein-coupled receptor signaling pathway.
AUGGGUAAAGAAAAUGUAUCUGGAGCUGCUAAGGACCUGCCCAUCACACCAAGGAACUAUUUCUACACACACACUAACACAGAGUCAGAAGUCAGGAUGCCAGAGACCUGCAACUAUCCAGAAAACAAACUGCCACCGCUUCUCUUCACCUUCGUUCUCGCCGUCAUAGGCACAGAGUGCGUCAUUGGAAUCAUUGCCAAUGGGUUCAUCGUGGCUGUAAAUGCAGUGGACUGGGUUAGGAAUAAGGCAGUUGCCACAAGUGAUAGGAUCCUGUUUUUUCUGAGCUCAUCCAGAAUAGCUCUCGAGAGCUUCAUGAUGCUGGAAAUCCUUCUCAGCUCAGCCUUUCCAAGUCUUUAUUACCUAGAUGUGGUAAACGACACAUUCAAAGUCAGCUUCAUGUUCUUAAAUUAUUGCAGUCUCUGGUUUGCUGCCUGGCUCAGUUUCUUCUACUUUGUGAAAAUCUCAGACUUCUCCCACCCUCUUUUCCUCAAGCUGAAGUGGAGACUUUCUGGAUGGGUGCCCUGGCUUCUGUGGUUAUCCGUGCUCACUUCCUUGGGGUACAGUGUGCUUUUCUCUGAGAACAUUUAUGCUGUGGAUUGUAGCAACUCGUUUCCUAUGCGCUCCUCCAACUCCACCCAUAAGAAGUACUUCAUGGAGACCAACAUGGUCAACCUAGUCCUUCUCUACAACCUAGGCAUCUUCCCACCUCUCAUCAUCUUCAUCCUGGCAGCCACCCUGCUGAUCGUCUCCCUCAGGAGGCAUGCCCUGCACAUGGAAAGCAAUGCCACUGGUUCCAGGGACCCCAGCAUGCAGGCCCACCUAGGGGCCAUCAAAUCCAUCAGCUACUUCCUCAUACUCUAUAUCUUCAAUGCCAUCACUCUGUUUCUCUAUAUGUCCAACAUCUUUCAGAUCAACAGUCCCUGGAACAUUUUGUGCAAAGUCUUCAUGGCAGCCUACCCUUCUGGCCACUCAGUGCUGAUGAUCUUGGACAACCAUGGGCUGAGAAGAGCCUGGAAACGGCUUAAAUACCAAGUUCAUGUUUACCUAAAAGGGCAGAAACUGUGA